Molecule: messenger RNA, 367 nt
Organism: Asparagus officinalis (garden asparagus)
Lineage: Eukaryota; Viridiplantae; Streptophyta; Magnoliopsida; Asparagales; Asparagaceae
Product: cell division control protein 48 homolog D-like
Exons: 3
Coding region: 89-367 (92 amino acids)
Source: RefSeq, a predicted model, not a curated record
UCUCUCUCUCUCUUUCUUAUUCUCUUUCAAGUGCUUUCACUCUCUCUCUCUAGAAUUCUUGAAAUUUCUCUGCUGCUUGAAAAUUUUGAUGGCAUCCGAUCAAGGAGAAGCUUCGUCAUCCUCCGAUCCGAAAGGGGCGAAGAGGGAUUUUAGCACGGCGAUACUCGAGAGGAAGAAGGCGGCGAAUCGGUUGGUUGUGGACGAAGCUGUGAACGAUGAUAACUCUGUCGUCUCUCUGAAUCCCGAGACCAUGGAGAAGCUGCAGCUUUUUCGCGGUGACACGAUCCUUUUGAAGGGGAAGAAACGUAAAGACACUGUUUGCAUUGCCCUUGCUGAUGAGACGUGUGAAGAACCAUCCGAUCCGUAA